GCCCAACUGCAAUGUGAAGAUCAUUCUCAUAUGAUUAUUCUUCAUCAUAAAGCACAUGAUCCCGGUCCACGAAGCUUUCGUUAAGUUCCAAGUUCCAUCCGCCAAAGGCUGAGGCUGAGAGUUGCUGGCGCUGCCUUUCUGAGGAUCCAAUCAUGUUGAUUGCGCAUGACGAUUUAGUUUCCUCGCUUCAGUGAAUCUGUCCAUCCACAGAUUAUGACGAUGAGACUACUGACAUGGAAUAGAAUUCAUGAACCACGCCGACUACUCAGACAUGACCAGCGGAAAAGCUGUCUCAGUGCGGGUCCACCCAUUAUUAUUGAGCACCCUCAAGACUCGUCCGUGGUGCGGAAUGAGCCUGUCACACUGAGAUGUGAAGCCCAAGGCGAGCCACAGCCGCAGAUCAAAUGGUUCAAAGACGGCGAGCCCGUGAUAACCGCUGCCACUGACUACAAGUCCCAUCGCGUCCUCCUGCCUUCGGGUUCCCUGUUCUUUCUCCGGGCCGUCCAAUCGAAGAAAGAAAACGAUGGCGGAAUCUAUUGGUGUGAGGCCACCAACACAUUCGGCCAAGUGGCCAGCCGGAACGCCACCUUGGUCGUAGCAGACCAAGCUCACCCCGGUCACGACAACGACAACGACGACAGUUGCCUUAGUUUCGCUGGAGGGCGAAGGACUUUGAUUAUUGACGAAGUCCAAACCUCGGAUGAAGGUGAAUAUCAGUGUGUGGCCAAAAAUGUAGCUGGAAUCAAGGCCUCAGCCAAAGCCCAGCUCUCACUUCAAGUCGUUCCGUAUGUCAUCAAGCAUCCGACUAAUGUUUCGGCCGUGGCGGGCGAUACAGUUCGAUUUGGGUGUGCCGUCAAAGGCCGUCCGCAUCCCGAGAUCCGCUGGUCCCGUUCCAAUGGGAUGCUACCUGCCCAAAGAGUUCACACCACGGAUGGAACCCAAUUGACCCUGACAAACAUCCUUCCCGAAGACGAGGAUGUCUACACGUGUCUGGCCGAGAACCAAGCUGGCUUUGUCCAAGCCUCGGCGCAUCUUCAGGUUUUUUCUCCACCCGUGUUCCUCGUGAAGCCCACUGAUCAGAAAACCACUCUGGGUUCCACGGUCCAAGUGCCGUGUGUGGCGGCUGGCAACCCUGUGCCAAUCUUGUUCUGGAUGAAAGAAGGUGGAUCAGGGGUGCUCCUCCCUGGUUCCAAUCAGGGACACGUUCACGUCAGUCCCGAGGGAAUGCUGAGAAUCGAGAAUGCAUCCGAAAAGGACUCAGACGUGUACACGUGUUCCGCAGUGUCCGAAAGUGGGGCUAUUUUGGAACGAACUCAAAUCAAGGUUCAAACUUCAAUGGACAGACCUCCUCCCAUCAUUCAAAUGGGUCCGGUGAAUCAAACGCAGAAAUUGGGCUCCUCGACGAGUUUCCCUUGCGAGGCCACGCCCCAAACUCGAGUAGAAUGGCUCAAGGAUGGGGUUCCUAUAUCCACUAUGGACGAUCCUAGGAUCAAAGUGGACAACGACAACACACUUCACUUUGAAGGGUUGGAGAUCUCGGACUCUGCGUUGUACACAUGUCAAGCAAGGUCCAUGAGCGGUCAGGCCAUGUUAUCCGCCUUUCUCCGAGUGGCUCGACCCAAUGAAGCGGUGGAAUUUGAUUCUGUUCCAUUCCUGUCAGAAUUUCCUGGGUCCCCUUCUGAGCCCUACCUCGUUAAUGCCACUUCCCAUUCCCUUGUCAUUGCUUGGGAAAAGCCCAUUCGAAUUGGAGCCUCACCCAUUCAAAGCUACUUGGUAACUGCAAUACAACUUCAGGCUAUUAUCAAAGACGACAUAAACAACCGAUAUUUCUUCUUUAUCCAGAUUGAGUAUUACACCUCGAGUACGCCCUCUCAUUGGGUGGCCAUCCCUGGUGUUCAAAAUUCGGAAGCUUUCACUUUAGGUGACUUCCUUCCUGGAACCACGGUUCAUGUCCUGGUUCGAGCCCGAAAUCUUCACGGGCUUUCUCCCCCGAGUCCGGUCUCCAAACGGUUCGAAACGCUCCGACGUACCGACGAAGAAGAUGCCUCAGAUCCCCAAUAUCUACGUUCCAAGUUAUCGGACACAAAAGUGAUGGAACUAGAAAGGGCCACAGUGCUGGGAUCGAGGAAGGUGAAACUGGCCUGGGAGCUUCACAUCCCGCAAAAGUUCGUGACGGGCUAUCACAUUCAAUUGCGAGAUCUGUCCGAGCUAGACUCAGAUGGAAGUUAUGACGUCAUCACCUUGUCCGGAGGCGGGACUCGAUCUCACACCCUCACCGAUCUUCGCCCCAAUACGGAGUAUUCCAUCUUCAUGCUGCCCUAUAAUCGAAGAAUCAAAGGCCUACCAACCAAGUUGAUUCGCAUCACAACCAAAGAGGAUGUACCAACUGCUGCCCCGGAAAAUGUCAAGAUCCAGAUGCUUAAUCUCACAGCGGCCGUCAUUCAGUGGCACGAGCCACCUCGGCGAGAUCUCCACGGAGACCUGAAGGGCUACAAGGUCCUCAUUGACGUCAAUGGCACUGAGGCACUCAACUUCACAUUAGACCCGACUUCAAAUUCCCUCAUUCUCUACAAUCUGACUGAAGGGCUCACCUACACGGUCCAAGUUGCGGCUUACAAUCGGCAGGGAGUGGGCCCUUUGUGUCAUUCAGUGGAACUUCUCGUCGAAACGGACUUGUUCCACCAUCAACUGGUGCCAGAACAGGCCCCUGGUAUGGAUCUGGUGGUCCAAGAGGUCUGGUUCGUCAUGGUCGUUUCCUUUUUCUCUGUGAUGCUUUUGGUGGGAUUCUUGGCCAUGGUCUGUUUUCGACGAAUUCGCCAAGAUGGAAAACACAUGGGGCAUUACAACGUCCCGAUUCACAAGGUGGACAAUCUGAGCCACGUGAACUUCAAUGACAGGGACCAUUUGUGGUUUGACCCGGCAUGGAAAUCCGGCGGCGGAUCGCCAUCCAAUGCCAAUAAUAACAAGGCUCAGCACGACCCUAUGGCUGAGAUGUUGGAGAACAAUGCCAAGAAUCCGAAAACCGCCAAUCUCUUUAUCAACAAACUUCAUGAGACCACAGACUACGCCGAAGUGGACGCGGCCUCCACCGUCAACGGCCUAGAAUUCGGAUCAAAACCGGAGAACACGGAGAGUGGUCCAUAUGCCACCACUAAUCUGGUUGACUCGCCAUUCCUCUCCAAAUCGAACAACAAUAGCCUGACAUACGGCGGCUCCUCUAAUGGUAUGCUGACCUCGAGUGACCUCAAUGGGACAGUGGGAGGUCACGAUAUCACCCCCAAUCAUUCCCUUCAUCAUCAUAAUAACAAUAUCCCGCCCAAUUCCUCGUCCCAUUCCGACGGAACGAACAAAGAUUCCUUAUCUUCCUCGUCAGGAAGCACAAUUGCUACAAAACGCAGCCGUCAGUCUCAAGAAUCGCCCAGUCCGGCUCCUAAUCGGGAUGGCACCCCCAAUACACUCCCACCCCUCCCCAAUCCCAACUUCACCUCGCUAAGCAAUACUCAAAGACUGAUUCACCCGCACGCAGCCUCAGAAGCACGGCUGAAUAAAUUCAAUUCGCACGAAAAUGGCCCGAAUAACCCGCCCGCACCACCUCAACGAGGGAUGUCAUCCUACAACGGCGUACGAACCGGGAGUUUUGGAUCGUUCGGGCAUUACGCCACGCCCAUGACGUUCGUAAAUGGCUCCAAUACCAAUUUUCCUCAACAAAUGCCAGCCAUGAACGGCAGUUUCGGGCACUCCCAGUUUUCGAUGCCUGGAAUGUUCUUCCAUCAUCCGUAUCCGGGAAUGAGUGGAUACUGUAUGAGCCCAAUGCCUCCUCGUCACUUCCAUCCGGGGUCGGGAUAUCAAUCCACGGAUUCUGGAGUUCCACUUGGGAACGAGAGUGCCAACGAAGAACAUUAUGAGUCGGCGUCGGUUUGCUUUGGUCCAGCUCCUAAUUCGGCCAUGGCAGCCCAUUGGAUCAUGAAUGGCCAGGGUGGACCAGGCGUAUUGCCCCACGGUCCCUUGUCCAAUUCCCAAUGCAAUUAUCCAACUCCAACGCCAACGAGUAGGUCUGAAGGGGUCAAAGGAGGAAACCACGGCUAUGCCAGUGAAAACGAACAAACUGGGGUGGAUGGGAGCGAAUUUGGAGAUGAUCAAGGCUGCUGGGAAUGGGGAUCCAAUGUGUAUUUGUCGGAUGAUGAUUCUGAAGCUAUCAACGCUGGCGAAUCGUGUUCAGUUUAUGCGGGAGCUGAGUCCGAUUAUGACAUCCAAUCUGCUAAUGGCGGAGCUAAAACCAAGCUUCAGCUUAAGAGCGCCUUGCCAUCACAUAGCCAACGCUUUCCUGGCCAGUCAGGCCACGCCUACCCACCUCGCAGGCCUACUUCUGUAUGCAGCACAGACUCCAAUUAUAGCGUGGUCAACCGAGGGCGGCCUUCACCUCAACAAAAGAGGCUGAAGGCGAAGGUAGCGCGGUCGAAAUAUUCCCACCAGGAACCUGGGAAGGUAGAAGAACCCAUUUAUUCUACUUUCAAACCUCAACAGACUGUUGGAGGUGGACCCAAAGACCAUUUGGGAAUCAUGACCGCUUCCACAGGGAGAUUAGCCACGGAAUUCAAGUUGUCAGAGUCCAAGGAGAGGUCUCCACCCCCACUUGACCCAAAUCAAGGCUCAAGUACAUCCGCCAAAAGCAGCCAUCUCAAUGCCAGAGGCUCGAGGUCGGCCUCGAGCACACCUCAAAUCCAUAGACGAACUACAGUAGAUCAUCAAAUGACCCUGUCGGACAUUUUGAAGCAAGAUCAGUCUUAGAAUAAGUUGUCAUCGUCAUCGCCUUCACAGAAUGGCAUGCACGUGCAACAGUCGAAUAAGAAUGCCGAGAAGUUUGAGACGGAUCCGUCGGCUCAAAGCGAAUUUGCCAGAGUCAGUGAGGACAUGAGUGAACUUGUGUACCAUUUGAAUUCUAUACAAAACGACAUAUCAGAAAUGACUGGAACAAACAUAUCAUUGCAUGGAACCAAUUGAGGAGUUCCACCCAACGGAAGAACGUCGCCAUUAAAAAGGAAACAUUUUCUUGUUGCUUGACAAGUUCGAUCCCUGAAUUGAUUGGUAUUGUUUUCUUCAGUGAAGUCGUGUAAUGAAAGCUUUGCUGUUUCUAUCUCUAUUUAGCCAAGUCCUUUGAGACACCUGUCAGACUGUUCCGAUCUAAUGGAUACAUGAUUGUUAAAGAAAUAGACUUCAAGAAUAAGUUUUACUUA
Tigriopus californicus is the source of this 5234-nucleotide messenger RNA. RefSeq names its product protein sax-3-like. The transcript has 19 exons. The coding region runs from base 214 to 4788 and encodes 1524 amino acids. Gene Ontology annotation, molecular function: protein binding. The record is from RefSeq and is a predicted model, not a curated record. Gene Ontology annotation, biological process: cell-cell adhesion. Lineage: Eukaryota; Metazoa; Arthropoda; Copepoda; Harpacticoida; Harpacticidae.